UUUGUGUACAUCAUCGCCUCACACAGAGAGAGUCUGCGAACCUUGUCUUAAGGGCUGGAAGAUUUUCUCCUCCAGGUGUUACUUCUUCUCCACUGAGAGGAGGAGCUGGAGCAGCGGUCGGGUCGACUGUGUUCAACAGGGCGGAGACCUGGUGGUCAUUCACAGUCUAGAGGAACAGUUGAGAGACAUUGUAUUGGAGAUGCACAGAGGUGGGUUAGAUCUAUGGUGCCAGGUGGUUGGGCCCCAAGACAAUCUUUACUCUGGUAAUAAUACGGGAUAUAAUACGCAUAGAUUAUGGGCAUUGGAUGUAUAGAAAAUCAAUGUAUCUCUGUUGAGACAUUAGAAAGAGCCCAGGUAGAAAGAGCCCAGUGCUGUGAGUGUGAGGGGAGCCCAGUGCCUGCACCCUCAGAGACACCAACCCUUCUCGGAGCUGGAGAGAAGAGACCUGCAGCAUCAUGUUCAGAUGGAUCUGUGAGAGCCCAGCGCUCAUACGGUCAGCACAGCCAUAUAGACACACACAUACACAGAACACAUUUAUAUGUAGCCUUAAAAUCCUCCCCAAAAAUAAAGCAUUAAUACAUGAGGGGGCUUUCUUGUGGCAAUAGCAUAGCGGUGCUGGUCAUAGUACAAGGUGAAAACAAGAUGUACAUGAGGGGAUAUUUAUUAGAUAUUCCGGAAAAAUGUAUCUGAUGGGUCACUAUAUGGUCUGAAUCUGCAAUAAUGCCUCAUUCACAUUCUUCAUGUAUAAAAUGAGUAGGCCUGACUAUGGCAUGAUCUUCGUCUCUUCGCUACCUACCCACCUUUGCCCUCCUCAUCAUGGCGGUAGAUCACUGCCAACACGUCAUACAAAGUAAGUGCAGUCAUUGGUUAAUGCUUGUUGUUGGUCUACUGCCAACUCUGCCUGAGAGACGAGGCAUAUCCAUUAGUUGAUUCUGUUGCAAAACGUUUAGUCUGUUGCUAAACGUUUUGCAACGAAAACGAGAGUUUCUAUUGGACAAAUUCAGGCAGGUCCAUCCCCGCUUCGUUCCGUUUCUGUUCCAUUUUUUCUGUUUGCUUCCUAGAGUAAACGGUACACGGUUUCCGUUUUGCAACAGACAAAACGUUUUACAACCGAAUCUGACUAAUGAAUACACCCCAACUGUAUUGACAACAUUGACCAUCGUCGAACAACGAAGAAACGUCUGGCCAAGGUGCAUUGGGAAAGGACAGCCAGCUAGCUUGUUAACCAUGGCAACCAUGCGUCGUCCAAGGUACUCUCUCCGAGACUGUCUGUACUGGGAUGAGACUGAGUGCCUGACAUACUAUGGGAUGCUCUCUCUACACGAGAUGUUUGAAGUUGUCGGUUCUCAACUGACAGAGACAGACGUUGAAGUGCUGUCGUUCCUCUUGGAUGAGACCUAUCCGGCUGGAGGGCAUCCCUUGGACCCAGCUGGCUGGACCAGCGAGCCCAGUGAGGAGGACCCUGAGGCCAGUAAAGGAGUCUCCCCCAGCCCAGUGCUCCUGGAGGCCUGGCGGCGGUUACAGCCCAAGGGUCCUGCCUUGGCCUGUCCUACCGCUGCCCGCCACAAGCCCAAGAGUGGGCUAGAACUGCUGCUGGAGCUGGAGAGACGUGGGUACCUCAGUGAGGGCAACCUGGAGCCCCUGUUGCAGCUGCUGCGAGUCCUGACGCGACACGACCUCCUGCCUUUGGUGUCUCGCAAGAAAAGGAGGACAGUAUCACCAGAACGUUUCAGAGUGGACUACGGGACAGAGGACAGAAGACAGGUUUGCACAUCUGGACUGACUGACCCCUGUGCACAGACAGAAUCACCUGACGAACACACAACACAGCAAUGGAGGGGGGGUGUUGACCCUGCCAGGCCAGCGCCCGCCACCCUACGGAAGAAGAGGGGUAAAGGCCGCCGCUGGACCAACAAGCCCCCCGCCCACAGGAGAAAAGUGGGCAUCCCCGAAACGCCUCCCCCACCUGUACCUGAGAAAGUGACCUGCGACAUCCGUCUGCGCGUGCGAGCAGAGUACUGGGAGCACGAGUCGGCCCUGCGCGGCGGCGUCUCCUCGGACAAGCAGCAGCCCCUGGAGCGGCAGUUUGAGCUGUUCAGUCGUGCCACCUCCGUGCUGCGCGCCCGCGACCUGGGCUCCAUCAUCUGCGACAUCAAGUUCACUGAGCUGGACAACCUGGAGGCCUUCUGGGGGGACUAUCUGAGUGGAGCGCUGCUAGAGGCCCUGAAGGGGGUGUUCAUCACAGACUCUCUGCGGAGGGCGGCGGGGAGAGAGGGGGUCCGGCUGCUGAUCAGUGUGGACCAGGAUGACUACGAGGAGGGUCGCAGACUGCUGCUGGACGCACAGGAACAACAGGCCGGCUGCUGGGGACGAGACAGACCCAACCUGAGAAAGCUGGUUAUGGACGUUUGGCUCUGACAGACAGGCAGGCAGCUGUGCGAGGUCAUGAUCCCAAGGAUAGAGGAAUGAAAAGGAUAAUAAAAUAGGAAGAGGAACAUUUUCUUUUUUCUCUCCUUUUUAAGUCUGUCAUGCUGAGAACAGAGGAUACAGCCACUCCUAUGUCAGGGGAAUAGUCCCCAGGGAAAACAACCAAACUUGAAGUGAAGGCAAACUGGACUAAAACACACUGUUCUGUUUUGUUUUGAAUGGAUAACACAGGUUGCGCUGAGCCUAGAUGCCCUCAGGGCACUGAGGAAGAGACUGCCUCUGUCACACACACACACACACACACAAACUAAACUUCCACUGUAACACACACACAAACUACCACUGUCUUAAACAUACACACUCUGUAAAGUCCCCCACAUGAUGAACCAUCAGCUCUGCCUGUAAGACUCAUUGAAGCCAAGAGACAUUGCUUGCUGACAAUGAGAACCCAGAUACCAACUAGACUGUGCGCUAAUGUUGAGCAGCUCUGGUUAUGUUUGAGGAGCGUGUGAGAUGCCCUGCAAGGCGAACUUCACCUGCCUAAAUAUUAGUUUCAGUUUCCAUUGAAAUUUAUGAUUUUGAAAAGAUGAGCGAGACUGCAGCUCUGACACUGAGGGAGAGAUGAUUGGGAAAUGACUAAAGCAUGAGAUUAUGUCUGGACCUUUUGAGAGAGAAUUAUAAAUAUAUGGCGAAGGGAAGACUACCUGAGGUGUAGUGGACAAAUCGCUGGUCCUUCGAGAACACCAGUCCACACACACACAAACACCAUGAUCACAAGCCACUGGUAGUCCCAUCACUGUGUGCCAUGCUAACCCAGGGCCUGAUAGCUGUGGUCAGUGGCCAUCUCAUCUCAGAUGCCAGGAGAUGAUAGGAGGGAUUACCUCUCAACCUCAGCCAAUCAUAGAGAACUCAUCACAUCACCACAAGUUGUUGAACAGCAGCUGGGAUAACACACGACUAGGCUGUGCCCACCCGGGCUUCCAGCAAGGCAAGGCCACUGCCUUUCCCGUUGGAACUAAAGCACAGGACAGUGCUUCAGUCAAUAAAAGUGAUGUCGAGGAGAUCAAAAUCAGAAAGGUACAUCCUAGCUCCACUCAGCCCUGCCUUGUAGGCCCCACUAGAGUGGCUCACAGAGCGCUGUCCGUCUCUAGUCUAGUCACCCUGGUGGAACUAAUGCCUGAACUCCUCUGAGUGGGAUCAAUAACCACCUCUCUGUCUCUCCACCACAACUAUGGGAGAGUGAGGAGAAGGAGUAAGGGGAAGAGGAGAGGUAGGAGAAGGGGAAAGAGAAGGGAGAAGAGAGGAAGAGAGGGAGAAGGAUCACCACCUCCAUCCUGCUUUUCAGCUCCUGGACAGCCGCCUCAUCCUUUGGAGGAGAAGUCCCCUGAUACAACCAGGCUGCCUGGUCUGCUACAGCACUGUGUCUGGUUCACACAGCUAUAUGGGACCAGGGUUGGAGGACUAGGGAGGGACUCAGGAAAACCUUAGUAGUGUAUGCUUUUUCUGUGUUUUGAUAUAUGGAUUUAUUAGUGUAGCUUUGUAUUGUCCAUAAGAGAAAAUAACAAAUAUACUGUGUAUUGUAGUUCGUUAACUUAGGGUGAACUUUUGUUUAGGCACUGCAAAAGUGCUGUAUAUUAGUUUAAUAUAUUAGUGGAAAGUUGGAAUUAUUUCAAAUAAAAAUAAAUGGUUCAUCAAAGGUUUGUGUCUAUAAUAUAACAGUGCCUUCAGAAAAUAUUCACACCCCUUGACUUUUUCCAUGUUUUGUUGUUACAGCAUGAAUUUAAAAU
Molecule: messenger RNA, 4214 nt
Organism: Coregonus clupeaformis (lake whitefish)
Lineage: Eukaryota; Metazoa; Chordata; Actinopteri; Salmoniformes; Salmonidae
Product: DNA-binding death effector domain-containing protein 2
Exons: 7
Coding region: 1228-2418 (396 amino acids)
Biological process (GO): apoptotic process; regulation of apoptotic process; extrinsic apoptotic signaling pathway via death domain receptors
Cellular component (GO): nucleolus
Molecular function (GO): DNA binding; protein binding
Source: RefSeq, a predicted model, not a curated record